Messenger RNA from Salmo salar (Atlantic salmon), 1624 nucleotides. RefSeq names its product small ribosomal subunit protein mS27. The record is from RefSeq and is a predicted model, not a curated record. Lineage: Eukaryota; Metazoa; Chordata; Actinopteri; Salmoniformes; Salmonidae. Gene Ontology annotation, cellular component: mitochondrion. Gene Ontology annotation, molecular function: protein binding.
CUCGACAGUGUUGCUCCCCUCUGUCAUAUAUUGGUAUCGUCCCAAGAUGGCAGCCUACACUUUGAAGCGUUGUUUAGGAGCUGUCAAAGUUAUCCAUAAAUGUGGAAGUCACCGUUUUAUAGCCAGAAGAUGUCUACUUUCCACAGCAUACACAGACACCAAAUUAUGGGACGCAAGAGAGAAAGAUCAUCAAAAUCUGGCGUUGUUGGCCACCUUGAUGGAUAGGACGUAUGACCGGAACUUCCCUGUCAGCUCCCUGUCAAUAUCACGUUUUGUUGACAACAUAUCGUCAAGAGAAGAGGUUGAUCAAGCAGAGUACUAUCUGUAUAAAUUUCGCCACAGCCCAAACUGUUGGUACCUCAGAGACUGGACUGUCCACAGCUGGGUCAGACAGUGUCUCAGAUACGGGGCCAGAGACAAGGCCCUGCACACACUCAAGAACAAGGUGCAAUAUGGAAUGUUCCCAGAUGAUUUCACGUUCAACAUUCUGAUAGAUUCCUUCAUAAAAGAUGAAGACUUCAAAGGUGCCUGUUCUGUCGUGGAAGAGGUGAUGCUUCAGGAGUCUUUUGAUCUGCCCACCACACAGAUCCUGUCCCUGUAUGCACUUAGCAAUUACCUAGCAACCAAACCAGAGCUCAGCAUGUCAGACGAGAGGGCUCUGGGAGCAUCGCUGCUGAUAUCUGGUCUGAAGCAGGACGGCUCUAUAGGCCUCAGCGCUCAACUGCUGGGCUGUGCUUUACUAGGUAAGGUGGAGAUGGCGGCAGGGAUCCAUGCUGUGUUCAGGGGCAUGCCUCUGAUGUGGACCCCAGGGUAUCUAGGCCGGGCCCUGGCCGUCAUGGAGAGAGUAGCUGCCGCUCCUGGAGAUGGCAAACUAUCAAAGGAUGCCGUGGAUUACCUGGAGGGUCUGUUGCAGGACCUGUCCUCUGCCUCAGACUCCUCCUCUGGAGAGGAUGACGAGUCAGGAGGAGAGGAGGGGAAGAAAGAGGAGGAGGAGGUGGAUGAGGACGACCAGGCAGAGAGAGAUAAGCUACCCCUCUAUGCCAGCAGGUUUAAGGAUCUGAGUGGGCAGCUCCAGUCCAGGGGAAAGGUGGACCCUAGUCCCCUGCAGGUGCUGGUCUCCAGCCUGGUCCAGCAGAGCCUAGCCUCAGCAGAGGGCCCUGACAUGGAGCAGUACCAGAGAAAGGUGGGGGAGUGGGAGGCAGAGAGGCAGCAGCUCAUCAGAAGGGAGAAAGAGAUGAGGGAGAGGGCUGAGGAGGAGAGACGGGCCCAUCAGGCAGCUAAGGCAGCUGCAAUGCAGGGCUGAACAAACGGCUGGAUUGACCCCUUCCACUGGGGCUCACUCUACAACGAGGGUGCGUCCCCUGCAGUUUCUACCACCACAAAGCAUCAAUACAUAGUACUGGUGCUUUUUCAUAAAUUGUUGGGUCCGUACAACGUCUUCAGUGAAACAUACACAAGAAGCGUGGGUCAUAUUUGAAAUAAUAAUAUCAUCUGUACGUGAAAAGCAAAAAAUCAAGUAUUUGUCUUUUGUACAAAUUGCAUUCGCAGUUUAGCAAUAUACUGUAAACAAGAUCAAAACUCCCCAUAAUGGAAGUUUGUCUAUUAAAUUACUGUGAUCUUCAAA